Molecule: messenger RNA, 855 nt
Organism: Monoraphidium neglectum
Lineage: Eukaryota; Viridiplantae; Chlorophyta; Chlorophyceae; Sphaeropleales; Selenastraceae
Exons: 4
Coding region: 1-855 (284 amino acids)
Biological process (GO): protein phosphorylation; mitotic DNA damage checkpoint signaling
Cellular component (GO): nucleus
Molecular function (GO): ATP binding; protein serine/threonine kinase activity
Source: RefSeq, a predicted model, not a curated record
AUGUUCACGAGGGGCUUGGUGCGCAUCGAGAAGCCGGUCUUCCGUGGUUGCGAGCAUGUGAUUGUGAAGCACGUGAUGAUGACAAACCCAAGGGACACACGCUGGCGUCAGGCCCUGAAUGAGGCGCUGGUGGCGCCCAUGCUGGCGGGCCACAACACCCUGGUGCCUGCGAUCGCCUGGAGCCACACCAACAGCGGCAUCGCCCUCGCGUCCUUCCGCCCCGGCGACGACAGCGUGCGCACGUGCUUUUGCAAGCUGGAAGACGCCUGCGAGGCGGCGGGCCUCAGCCCAGAAGAGACCAUGGCGGCGCGAGUGCACCAGGCCGGCGCCAUGGUGCCCAACAUGCUCAAGGCACUGCACGACCUGCACAGCUCGGGCUUCAUCCACCGCGACGGCAAGGCGGACAACUGGGUGGUGGACGCGGCCAACCCCCUGCGCCCCCUGCUCAUCGACUUUGGCCUCGCGCAGCGCAUCAGCGACGGCCUGGGCGCCACAAACGGCUACACACCCACCCACGCGCCCCCAGAGCACUUGGCGGCGCUGGACGCGGCGGGCCUGCUGGAGUGGCGCUUCGACCGGGAGCUCAAGCGCGGCAAGACUCGGGAGCGCGGGGUGCUGCCUGUGGGGGGUAUGACGGAGCUGCUGCACAAGGCGCUGGGCCCCGCCACUGACAUCUACCUGCUGGGGGCGACGCUGUGGGAGGUGCUUUUCCCGGGCACGAUGCCCUAUAUCGGGGACCUGUCACGCCACACCGGGGAGCGCUCCGUCCUGGACGCCAUCCUGGAGACGCCUGGCCUGCGCUUCCCGCCCGGCCCCCAGCCGCCAGAGAGUGUCAAGGUGCGCUUCGCACCUUAG